This is a messenger RNA of Aspergillus chevalieri, 477 nucleotides long. RefSeq lists its product as uncharacterized. NCBI's taxonomy places the organism in Eukaryota, Fungi, Ascomycota, Eurotiomycetes, Eurotiales, Aspergillaceae. The transcript is spliced from 4 exons. The record is from RefSeq and is a predicted model, not a curated record. The coding region runs from base 1 to 477 and encodes 158 amino acids.
AUGUCUACCUGGGCUCUUGAUCUAACGGGCUUUGUACGAAACAUCAACGAUAGAGAUAUCCAGAUCGAAGAACAGCUCACAGAGACCACCGUCAACGAAUUUGCACAGCGUCAUGUCUUGAGCCUCGUCCGCUGCCUUGAUGCAAAUGAGCCGAUAGUGCUCGAAGUUUGCUACGAUCUCAACGCCAAGGACUUUGGGAUUGAAGACCCUGACGACAGAGAGAUUCCCAUAUACCAGGCAUAUGCGACAGGAGGGGGAACCUUGUAUGAGCAGCAUCCCAACUUUCUGCGGUAUGACAUUGAGAAUGACAAGCUGCUCAAUUAUCUGGUCGACUUCAUGUUCUUCAAUGUGCUGGGCCCUGGCGAGGACUAUAUUAUUACAGAGGAUUAUAUCUAUGUUCUUUCCUUCAACAUCUGGCCUGAGGAUCUACAUGAAACCUCUGAGCUGUGGAUGGAACGUUCUGCUGAGAUGUGGUGA